Molecule: messenger RNA, 990 nt
Organism: Catharus ustulatus (Swainson's thrush)
Lineage: Eukaryota; Metazoa; Chordata; Aves; Passeriformes; Turdidae
Product: cilia- and flagella-associated protein 161-like
Biological process (GO): cilium assembly
Cellular component (GO): motile cilium
Source: RefSeq, a predicted model, not a curated record
AUGGCGACGAGGGACGCGAUCCGGGCCGGCCAUGGCCUCCUACCCGCCCACGGGGUCCGCAUCGGGAACUGGCUGGAAGACGAGUACGCCCAUCAGGAUCUCCUGAAUGAUUUUAUCCGUAAGAAAGAGCAAGGACAACUUUUAGUACAGAGAUUAGCCAGACUUCAAGAGAAUAUUUUCAAGAGGGUAGAGCUGUCAAUAUCUUCUGAUGGAUUUGUUCACUUUGGAGACACCGUGUUGCUUAUGAACCCAGACAACAAAUCCUCAGGUUUGGAAGGGACCUCGGAGGAGCAGGAGCCCGAAAUGCGUGGAGAUGUGACUCUGGCUGUUGACAUGGAAGAAGUGUCCUGUACUCGGAUGAACCCCUGCAGCUCUCAAGUGGACUUAGUGCAUGUCAGGAGAGUGGACCCCAUAGGUCGAAAUGCUUUCUGUAUUGUAAGUGCUGAUGGAAGUGCAGAGGGCGAACCCCUUCGGUACGGGCAAAGCUUUCUUCUUGGGACAAAAGGAGGGGUUUCAGACAAACUGUUUUAUCUAGCAAGUGACCACAAAACAUUUCAAAAUUUUGCUAAAAAAUCUCGCCUUCAGAAAGUAUUUUUGACAGCUGAGGUUUCCUAUUUGGCUCUCUGGCAAGCUAAGUCCUUGGAUCCACAACUGCGUCUUGAACACGAAGGAUUUCCAGUUCCUGCAGACACUAAAAUUAUUAUUACUCAUUGCUACACCAAUCGCAACUUAGCCGUUCCAAGGACCUUCUGUGUGUGGUCUUAUUUUGGAAGAGAGUUUGAAGUCAUUUGUCACAAUUAUCUGGACUCCCACAGAGUUGAAGAAGAUAAGAAUCACUGGGUGAUAAUUACAGCAAACCCUGGUCCUGAAGAUGGUACAAUGCUUGAGAGACCCAAAGCUUUCCCAGAAGGGUAUAAGAAAGAAUCAAUUUUGAAAACAGAGAAUAUAAAAGCCCAAGACUACAGCCAGGAGAAGCUGACGAGACUCUGA